GCCCCAUCAUUGGUGUCAGUGGGAGGAAUUGGGCCCCAUCAUUGGUGUCAGUGGGAGGAGGAAUUGCGCCCCAUCAUUGGUAUCAGUGGGGAGAAUAGUGCCCCAUCAUUGGUGUCAGUGGGGAGAAUAGUGCCCCAUCAUUGGAUCAGUGGGAGGAAUAGUGCCCCAUCAUUGGUGUCAGUGGGGAAGAAUCGUGCCCCAUCAUUGGUGUCAGUGGGAGGAAUAGUGUCCCAUCAUUAGUGUCAGUGGGAGGAAUAGUGUCCCAUCAUUGGUGUCAGUGGGAGGAAUAGUGCUCCAUCAUUGGUGUCAGUGUGGAGGAAUAUCGGCCCAUCA
Messenger RNA from Staurois parvus, 333 nucleotides. Lineage: Eukaryota; Metazoa; Chordata; Amphibia; Anura; Ranidae. The record is from the annotation of a GenBank genome assembly.